UCUAUUCUAUUUUUUUUUUCUCUUAUGACAUUCUUUUUCAUUUUCUCUCAAUCUUUUUCAAAUCAUCUCAGGUUUGAUUCUCACCGUCUCUCUCAAGAGAGAAGCCCCCAAAUUUCUGCGCCAGUUGUUGUAAUUUUGCCGAAUCAUCUCACUCAUGUUUCAUCUCAGAGCUCUUCUAUAUCUCAACAAAGUGUCUUCAACCCCAAAAUGUUACCUUCUUCUUCUCAAACCCCACUCUUUCAACUUCUUCUCCUCCACCACCACCACCACCACCACCACCACUCAAAACUCUUUCACCAUAUCCUACCUCACUAACAAUUGUGGUUUAUCUCCACAAGACGCUCUCAAAGCAUCAAAACGCAUCCAUUUCAACACCCCCCAUAAACCCGAUUCCGUUCUCACCUUCUUCAAAACCCACGGUUUCUCCAUUCAGCACACACAAUCCAUUAUUCGCAGGAUUCCUCACCUCAUCCUUUCCAACCCCAUCAAAACCAUUCUCCCAAAGUUUCAAUUUUUAGCUUCCAAAGGCGCUUCUCCCACCGACAUAGUUGCCACCGUCACUAGAAGCCCUUUUUUCCUCUGUGCAAGUCUUCACAAACACAUCAUCCCUUCUUUUCAAUUGGUAAGAAGUUUCUGUCCCUCUGAUAAAAAAGCCAUUGAUUCGAUUAUCAUAUGUCCCACUUCCAUUAGCGAUCGUCUCAUGAAACCAAAUCUUCAAUUUUUAAUUGAUUCCGGUGUCACUCCUUCAAGCAUUUACGGUUUGUUUUGUUCUAGACCUUCUGUAAUUUGUUCUGCUGAUUUGAGGGAGGUUGUGGAGGAGAUAAAGGGAUUAGGGUUUCACCCUUCCAAUUACAAGUUUUGCUUGGCAUUACUAGCCAAAAGGGCUAUCACCAAAUCACAAUGGGAUGCCAAAAUUGAUGCAUUCAAGUGCUGGGGUUUCUCUGAAGAUGCAAUUUUUAAUGCAUUUAAAAGGAACCCUAAGAUUAUGCUUCGGUCUGCGGAUAAACUCAACGCGGUCAUGAGUUUUUGGAUCAAAGAGCUUGGUUGGGAUCCUUCCCUGCUCAUGGCCGCCCCGGAUCUUUUCGAAUUUAGUCUAGAGAAAAGGCUUAUUCCAAGAGCUUUAGUUGUCCGGUAUCUUCUAUCCAAAGGUUUGAUAAAGAAGGGUGCUAGCUUGCGUACACCGUUUCAUUUGUCUGAUGACUUGUUCAUGAAAAAGUAUGUCAAUUGCUAUGAGAAGGAAUCAUCUAGGCUAUUAAGGCUAUAUCAGGGGAAGAAUGCUAGCAUAUAGUGCUCGGAUAAGUUGUGAAUUCACUUCAGCUUCUUUGUUUUACCUUGUAACAUAAUUCAUCUUUCUAUCAAUACAAUUCAGUUUUCCUUUACAUAUUUUUGGUCCUAUCUAUCAGUAUGCUUAAACUUAACUGAGGACGUGACAUUAUGAUCUGGUUUGAUUCAUCUAGAAGAACUGAUUGUGGAUUGAA
This is a messenger RNA of Lathyrus oleraceus (garden pea), 1478 nucleotides long. RefSeq lists its product as uncharacterized. NCBI's taxonomy places the organism in Eukaryota, Viridiplantae, Streptophyta, Magnoliopsida, Fabales, Fabaceae. Bases 155 to 1288 code for a protein of 377 amino acids. Gene Ontology annotation, biological process: regulation of DNA-templated transcription. The transcript has a single exon. The record is from RefSeq and is a predicted model, not a curated record. Gene Ontology annotation, molecular function: double-stranded DNA binding.